GUGUUGUCGAUUAGAAACUAGAGUAGAGUGUAGAGUUCCAUACCAGAUGAUUCAAACGCAGAGCGCUUUGGGGUUUUACACCAUAUAUUUUGUUUUGGUUUUCACGCAUCUCGUACAAGCAGGAUGCUUCCGUGAAGGAGAGGACGACUACACCUUACCUACUCCAAUUGAAGGACUCGCUUACCCUUCUGAGCAAGGGUCGACAAUGUCUUGCAGCUCGGAUUUUUCAUCAUUUCGUAAUGGAAUAGUGGUGAAAACUCUUUUCUACAAUGUCAUGCCCGGAGUGUUCAUGAUUUGUGUUCGUGCCGCUCAUCAAAAUGAGUACCGUCUGACACUUGCAUGGAUCAAAGAUAAGGUUAUGUUUGCCACUUAUAAAACGAGUUCGUGUGAACCAGCAGAGCUAACCGGAUCCAUAACUGUGUACGACAUAGAUCAAACAGAUAGAAUAAUACAACUGCUGGCUCGUAUUCAAACAGGGCAAGUAUCAACCUGCAUGCAUUACACCUUCCAGAACAACGGAGUAAAAAGUAAUCCAUGUACCAGUGAAACAAAAAACAGUUGUAAAAAUCCAACAGCGAGCUGGGUUGUUCACGUCAAACAAUGGAUUAUAAAUGGACGCGGUCGCUUGGACAACGGAUGGAAACAAGUGGCGAUCAAAAAACCUUCAGCGCCACUUCGUCAAGACUCUCGCCCUGAUUAUGAUAGGCCUACUCGCCCUGGGUCUUAUGGCACACAUUCUACAUGGUCCUUCUCUGGUAGUAACAAACCCAGUCAUCACCAUGGUCAUCACAGGCCAGGCUUAGGGGGGAGUGAAGGAACAGGAGGAGGUUUUGGACAAGGAUUUUCGGCUGGCGUCUUUUUUGAUGAGAUCAAGAACUACGUUGAAAGUGCAACGGGAUGGUCGUUUGGAUCUGUUGGAGAUUUGGUAACGGGAUGGUCGUUUGGAUCUGUAGGGAAUUUGAUACCUGAUAUGACCUGUUCAUGUGGAGGAGAUUCUGUAUCUUAUAGCUCAGGCGUGACACAAGUAGAUCUUGGAUCCAACCCGACGUCACAAUCAGGAGGGGAUAACAAUGAUGACGCAUCGGGUUGUAUUGGUGCUCUUAUUGAAGCUUGUAUCGGAUUCCUUGCUUCUCUCGACUGCUCAAACCCAGACGAGUGAUCUCCACUGACUUAGAGCAGUGGAAUUAAAGAGGAGAAGAAACAUAUUUUUUUCUGUGUGAC
Messenger RNA from Macrosteles quadrilineatus (aster leafhopper), 1221 nucleotides. RefSeq lists its product as uncharacterized. The transcript has 11 exons. The record is from RefSeq and is a predicted model, not a curated record. Bases 47 to 1159 code for a protein of 370 amino acids. Lineage: Eukaryota; Metazoa; Arthropoda; Insecta; Hemiptera; Cicadellidae.